AUGAACCCUCAAGUGCCUUCUCGAGAGAAGUGGCGUCGCGACGUAGCAGACUAUGCUGAGCGUUACCCACUAUAUGAGAGACUUAAGGUCAAAUUAGAGAAAGAUCUUUCAGAUGUAUGCAGCAAAGCUUCUAUUCAUGCCAUCAUACAAGCACGGCCAAAGUCAGUGUUAAGCUUCUCUGAAAAACUCUCUCGAAAGACAUACGAAAACCCGUGUGACGAUUUUACAGACCUCUGCGCUGGACGAAUCAUCACAAAUACCGGUAAUGAGGUUUCUACCAUAUCAAAAGAAAUUGAAAAGAAGUACAAAGGGGCUAUAGAUUGGCCUAAUUCUCUUGAUCACACAAAACAUCUGAAAAUUCGAGAGUUUGGCUAUCGAUCAGUCCAUUAUAUCAUCACACUCAAUACACAGAAACUCGACGAGGAUUUAAAAAAUAUGUCCAAUCCCCGUGUUGAGGUGCAAGUGCGAACAUUAUUGGAGCAUGCCUGGUCUGAUAUCGACCAUGAAUAUGUAUACAAACCAAACUUUCCGAUCCCUGACCUAUGGAAACGAGAAUCUUUUCGCUGCGCUGCGCUUCUAGAGAAUGUUGACGCAGCAUUCAAUCGCAUGCAAGUUGGUCUGGAACGCUACAGAGUAAGCUACGGUACUUACUUGACUCCUAAACAGAUAAUGGCGGAGUUAGCUAUGCUGAAAUAUAUGUUAGAGGGGAGUGUCUACGAAGCAUUAAGCAGAGAGGAGCGUGCGAACACUGCCAUCAAAUAUGGCAGACUGUCGGCAGAGCUUGAUGACAGAGGUUCUUGGGAAGAGGCAGUUGGGGUCAUUACAAAAUACAUCGCAGAAACCGUGACAAAUAGGUUGCCUCCGGAAAAAAACUGGCCCUUGUAUCUGCAACGCGGCAUUCUGAUGUGCACAAUAUAUAGUCCAAACGAGCGAAAAUUCGUCGAAGGUCAAGGUGACUUAUUGGAGACUUUGAAGCUAUCACAGUUUAAUUUAGAAGCUCUAGUCUCUCUAGCAGACACAUAUGAACUCCUAGCCGAAGAACUCCUCCUAGUCAAGCAACCAACAGAGCAGCAGAUUAGUGAUCGGCAGGGAUUUGAAAAACAAGCUCUCCAGAAAUACAAGGAGGCUUAUGGCUUGGACCCGUCAGACCCUCGCGUACUUGCACAUUAUUUAUGCUGGGAAAUCAAGUUCAGCAAAAGCAGCGACAUUAUCCGCUAUAUACGACCGUCGAUACUACAGGCCAUUUGUCGGUCCCAGGAGCAAAUUGAGAUGAAAAUUUAUCUUCCUUGGGCGCAUUACUAUAAAGGGUUACUGAAUCUCCUUAUAAACGAUGAUGAUUGCCGCUCUGCCUACUCUAAAGCGAUUAAAAUGACGGCUUCCAGACAUGUCUUUGAGGCAAAUAUCAGAUUCUUGAAAAGAAUUGAAAGUAUAUGGUCAGAAAUUCCCCAAUACACUACAAUAGAGAAACUAUUGAAAGUGGCGCUGCAAGGUGAAAAGGCGUGA
Talaromyces proteolyticus is the source of this 1503-nucleotide messenger RNA. RefSeq lists its product as uncharacterized. Lineage: Eukaryota; Fungi; Ascomycota; Eurotiomycetes; Eurotiales; Trichocomaceae. The transcript has a single exon. Gene Ontology annotation, biological process: guanosine tetraphosphate metabolic process. Gene Ontology annotation, molecular function: protein binding. The record is from RefSeq and is a predicted model, not a curated record. Bases 1 to 1503 code for a protein of 500 amino acids.